This is a messenger RNA of Morone saxatilis (striped sea-bass), 908 nucleotides long. It is a transcript of the gene tsr2, whose product is annotated as TSR2 ribosome maturation factor. NCBI's taxonomy places the organism in Eukaryota, Metazoa, Chordata, Actinopteri, Moronidae. Gene Ontology annotation, biological process: maturation of SSU-rRNA from tricistronic rRNA transcript (SSU-rRNA, 5.8S rRNA, LSU-rRNA). The record is from RefSeq and is a predicted model, not a curated record. Gene Ontology annotation, cellular component: nucleus.
GUGUCGGUCAGUUUGCUGCAGGUGUUCAGUCAGUGGCAGCAGGGGGCGCUGCAGCAGCUCAAACACACCAUCAGCACUCUGACACAGAAGACGAGUCAGAGGGCAAAGGUCACAGCUCCACCCACACAGUCUGAUGACAGCGAUGAUGACACACAGGCGAUGGAGUGUGAAUCUUCCAGUCCAUCAGUCAGCAGGACAGAUCCUCCUCCUCCUCAGGAUGAAGAGGAUGGGUGGACGGUGGUUCGUAAGAAGAAGUGAAGAGGAGGAUGAAGAGCAGUAUGAACUGUUGAAGCAGCUGACCUUUGACCUUCAGAAUGAGACUGUGCGUUUUUAUAUUAAAACUGUUCAAGAUGCUGCUGUGUCCUGUGUGAUGUCAUCAUACUGCAUUUUGACAUCACACUACAAUUAGCGCUCACGCUAUAUACUAUACUGUGACAUCAUAUCCUCCUGUCCUGUUCAUCCAGGCUGAGUGAAGAGGUCAAAGGUCACAGGUUAGGAUCAAAGGAAACGUCUGAGACAAGCUUUAAUUCAUCUUUAUUUUCACAGAAGAAGAAACAUUCCACACAGACAGACGUACAAAAAACUUUGUCUCUGGUGAUGUCACUGUGACAGGCAGGAGGGGGCGGGGUCAGGGGUAAUUUUCAAGGCACUAUUAUAUGAACAUAGAAACAGGUCAGAGGUCAUCUUAGGACGACUCACUUUGAGCUACAGAGAUCAAUACUGUUGUCAAUAGUGUCAUCAAUACGAGCAAUACUGUUGUCAUCGGAGUCUGAGGGGGUCGGCUACAGUGUGCUCGUCUAAACCAAAACUCAUCAUUAGGAGUCUUUGAUCAAUAAUCAAUAAGAUUUCAUAAUAGGACAGCAGGAAGUUAAUUCAGAAAUAAACAAAAUCUGUAAAAUUCAAUAAAA